CAGCCUCCCAUAGUGCUGGGAUUACAGGCAUGAGCCACCGCACUGGGCCAUAUUACUGCUGUCAUUUAUGGCCAAAAGUUUGCUCAAACAUUUUCCAGUUACCAGAGACACGUCUCAAGGGUCUGACGCUGUGAAAACACCGCGUGUGGAUCAGGGGCACACGCUGAUGCUCGCCAUGCUCAGGGCUAUCCACUGUUCCCUGCCAGAACCUAUGCAUGUGUGGUGAGAGCUUAAAGCAAUGGAUGCUUCCCCCAAUAUGCCGGACACUCCUGAGGAGCCUGGCAGCUGCUGGCCAUGCCCUGUGUGCAUGCAGGCGGUAGGGAAGUGGGUGAAGGAGAGCGGAACCUUGAUUCAGAUCAUCAGACUGCUUAACCGCUGAAGCAAAAGGGGUAACUUUUUCUCAAUCAGCAGAAUGACAUCAUGAUGGGGAAAGGGCUCCCCAGAUGGCUGGCGAGCAGUGUGUGUCUGUGACCCCGUCUGCCCCACCCCCUGAACACACCUCUGCCGGCUGAGGGUGACACAACCCUGUUCCCUGUCGCUCUGUUCCCGCUUAUCUCUCCCGCCUUUUCGGCGCCACCACCUUCUUGGAAAUGAGUCAGAGCAAAGGGGAGGGGGCCCAGACCACUGCCUCCCCUGGCAGGCCCCAUAAAAGCGACUGUCACUGGGUCCCAGACACCAGAGCAAGCUCAAGACCUAGCAGUGGGACAGCCAGACAGACGGCACGAUGGCACUGAGCUCCCAGAUCUGGGCCACUUGCCUCCUCCUCCUUCUCCUCCUCGCCAGCCUGACCAGUGGCUCCGUUUUCCCACAACAGACGGGACAACUUGCAGAGCUGCAACCUCAGGACAGAGCUGGAGCCAGGGCCAGCUGGACGCCCAUGCUCCAGAGGCGAAGGAGGCGAGACACCCACUUCCCCAUCUGCAUUUUCUGCUGUGGCUGCUGUCAUCGAUCAAAGUGUGGGAUGUGCUGCAGGACGUAGAAUCUUCCUGCCCUGCCCCCAUCUCCUCCCUUCCUUAUUUAUUCCUGCUGCCCCAGAAUACAGGUCUUGGAAUAAAACGGCUGAUUCUUUUGUUUUCCAAA
Chlorocebus sabaeus (green monkey) is the source of this 1080-nucleotide messenger RNA. It is a transcript of the gene HAMP, whose product is annotated as hepcidin antimicrobial peptide. Gene Ontology annotation, biological process: intracellular iron ion homeostasis; negative regulation of iron ion transmembrane transport; defense response to bacterium. Gene Ontology annotation, cellular component: extracellular region. The record is from RefSeq and is a predicted model, not a curated record. NCBI's taxonomy places the organism in Eukaryota, Metazoa, Chordata, Mammalia, Primates, Cercopithecidae.